UCCUUAUACUGUUUUCCUCAUACCCUUUAUGGCAAAAUAUUGGUUAAAACGUUUAAACUCCACAUAUGGAGAGAUUCCCUACACACAACACCCCAUAUUAUCAGAAUACAAAGUAACAAUGCAGUAUUUUCAUACACGUAUGAUUUUGGGGGGAAAUAAAUAAAACAGGCCAACGUUACUAGGCAAAAAUACAAAUUAAUCAGUUUUUUUUUUUAUCUACACGGGGUAGAAAGACAAGGGGGUGUGCUUCCCUAGCGACGGCUUUUGUAAAUAAUCAAAGGAAAAUGGCGACUGUGUACGUCUGGUUGCUGGUCUUAGGGUCUGUGGUCUUGUGCAACCUCGUCAAAAUGUUGUUACCUUCAAUUUCCUCCUAUCUGUCCAAAGUUUUCCAGAAGAAUGUGGAAGAUGAGAUGGAGAUGAGGGCAGCGAUUCAGACCAUGAAGAAGGAGCUUUCUUCCAUCAACAUGAUGGACGAGUUUGCCAGGUACGCACGGCUCGAGCGCAAGAUCAACAAGAUGACGGACAAGUUGAAGACUUAUGUUAAAUCCAGAACUGGUCAGCAGACAAAAAUCAAAUGGGUCGUCAACAUAGUGUAUUAUAUUCUGCAGGCUGUGCUGAUGAUCUCUCUGAUCUGGAAAUACUAUGCUGACCCAGUGACGGUCUUGCCCAGUAAGUGGAUUUCUCCUCUAGAGCGAAUGGUGGCCUUCCCAUCUGGAGUAGCAGGUGGUGUUGGAAUCACAUGCUGGCUAGUUGUUUGUAACAAGGUAGUGGCUAUAAUUCUCCAAGCGGUGGCUUGACAGCCUAAACUUGACUGUCUACUUUGAGACCAAAUUAUGCAAUUGUUGUUGAUAUUUAGUUCAAUUUAAUGAGAAGAUUUGUAAAUAUUUUUCAUACACUGGCCUUGAUAUUUAAAUGUUUUGUGUUGAGACUGUUUGUUUCUUUUUUUUGUUUCACUGCAUUUUGAUAAACCAGCAGGGUUGUUUUGUUGCAUUUUCUUUCUUUCCAAAUCCAUUCCUCUUCAUGAAACUAGUGUGAAAAAUUGUGGCUUAAUACUUUGGUUACAAUUUGUUCGUAUUCUGAAGGAUUCAAGCCAUAUCAUUAUUUUACCUACAUGACAGUGUUCUGCUUUCCAUUUGUGUUUGUCGGUUGCCUACUUUUCUAACCCUCUUCCAGAAUUAUUCUUGUGGUUGACAUAUCAAUAAAAACAUGCCAAACAUUA
This is a messenger RNA of Oncorhynchus keta (chum salmon), 1219 nucleotides long. RefSeq names its product guided entry of tail-anchored proteins factor 1-like. NCBI's taxonomy places the organism in Eukaryota, Metazoa, Chordata, Actinopteri, Salmoniformes, Salmonidae. Bases 285 to 797 code for a protein of 170 amino acids. Gene Ontology annotation, biological process: tail-anchored membrane protein insertion into ER membrane. The transcript has 5 exons. The record is from RefSeq and is a predicted model, not a curated record.